AUUAUCCGAAUUCAAGUUUUUUCUUUCUUGUAAAAAAAAAGGUUUCAAGUCAAAAAAAGGAAUGGGGAGAAGGGGGGAAAAAAAAAGCUACAGCCUGUCCUUUUCUCCUCUCUGCACUGUCUCCUCCCUCUCCCACCACCGUCUUUGAUCGACUCUCUGCCCUCUUCUCCUUUCUUCCCCUUUUUCUUUUUCUGGCUGGUUUCGUUCCAGUUUCUGCUGUGUUGAAUUGGUAGGGCACUGCCAAAAUAUAUUCUUCUCCUUCUUCGCCCGUUCUUCGAUGCGUAUCUUGUUUCCCUGCAAAAGCAUUCUCCUCAACUGACCCAAAAAGCUAGAGAGGAAGAGAGAGCGCGCCAAUGGCCGGUCAGGGAAUUCACUGCGUUUUAUAUUCCCAGUCUUGUCGUUUUAUGUUUCUUUUAUAAAUGGUGGGAUUUGUUUUUGUCUCUUUAUACAUAGGAAAUGAUUAGUGAGUCUUUAGGCUUUAACUUGUUGAAGUUGAAUGGGUGAUUAUAUAUAUAAAUUAGGGCCCAAAUUCCUGGGCGCGAUCGGCCGUACAUGAAAUGGUCGGCCCAUAAAAAGCAGAUUAAUAGGAAUAUUUAAUACUAAUGAUGACUGAUGAACAUAGACAGGAAUGAUAAUACUAAUAGAUUGCAAUUCAAAUCCCAAUGGACUAAUGGUCUGGUUUAACCAAAACACCCCCUCCAUGUCCAGCUCUCUUUGUUUCCCUCUUGGAUAGGUUCAAUUACUAAACAAACUUGGGAAAUUAUUAAAGAUAGAUCGAUGAUGCAUGAAACACUGUAUAUUAAAGUAUUAUUCUGUAACUCAAUCGCAAAAUAGCUCAAUCGAUGAGGCUUUAUUUAUAUUAACAGAAAAAGUUUCAUUUGAUGUAACAUUGAAUGUGCAGUGGUUCGAGUCCCGUUGUGUCGAACUUUAUUCUAAUCAUUGAGUAUCCAUUCCUACCCAUUAAUACAUACAUAUCUCACUACUCUCAUGAUAGGGUUUGCGGUGGCAUCGUGUACCAAGAGAGUACCAAUAUGAGUUUUGAAACUCAUCCUAUAUGAAUUAUGUUUUUUGCAACAAUCAAUAUCCACCUCAACUAUAUUCUUGGUUGACUCUUGUAUAAUGACCGUCCUACUCGCUGCUUCGGUUGUACCCUGCAUAAUGACCUCUUAGUUAUGAGAUUGCUAUGACAGAUAAUUCUGAACUAUGUGUAUCUUCUCUAUUUUAAUUAUCAACUACAACUCAAUCAAUUUAUCGAUCAAAAUCACUUAGUUAGUUACUAAAAUUUGUUGGCUCCACCUACCUUUAGUGUGUGAACCUAAUAAAAAAGAGAACAAAUUCCAAACAAAUAGUAGGACUACUAGUAUGAUUAGGGGCAACUAAGCAAGACAAAAAGAUUGGAUUAAAGAGAGCAAGGUUGGGUUGCAAUUUGCAAACAAAGGAUCACUCACCCUUUCAAAGUAAUAAAGUGAAAGUCCAAAGUAGGAGACAGCCGAAUGCCAAAGAUUGCGUGCCUCCCAAUAAAAGUACCAUCUCCAAUUCUCCAACCCCACCACCUCCCCAAUCUUUUCACAUAUCCCCUUCGCAUCACCACACUUUUCAUUUCCUUCCAUUUCAACCCCCAAAUGUCACGAAAAGGAAACCUAUCUUCCCCUACUCUACAAAGUACAAAUCCCUCACCCAACUCAUUUCCUACAGACAAGGCCAAAACCCUUUUCCUUUGUCCGCUCUCUCUCAUUAAAAAAAACAAAAAUGUCCAAGUCAUCAUCGCCGCCGGCGAUCAACCCUUCCGACUACUCCCACAGCGCCAUCCACCACGCCGUCGCCCUCCGCGACCACACAACACUCUCCCGCCUCAUCGCCUCCCUCCCGCGCCUCCCCGAACCUUCCUUGGUCCAGACGGAAUCCGAUUCCCUCUCCCAAGAGCUGAUCGCCGACAAAAUCGCGGCGGUCGUCGACCGCCGCGACGUCCCGUUUCGAGAGACGCCGCUCCACCUCGCCGUCCGCCUCAACGACGCGUUCGCGGCACGCACGCUGGCCGCGGCUGGUGCCGACGUAUCGCUCCAGAAUUCGGCCGGGUGGAACCCGCUGCAGGAGUCGCUCUGCCGCCGGCUCCCGGAGAUCUCCUCCACUCUGCUCCAGCUCCACCACCGCUCCGCCUGGGCGAAAUGGCGCCGCCGGCUCCCCCGCCUGGUGGCGGCGCUCCGCCGCAUGCGCGAUUUCUACAUGGAGAUCUCCUUCCACUUCGAGAGCUCCGUCAUCCCCUUCGUCGGACGAAUCGCGCCUUCGGAUACCUACAAGAUCUGGAAGCGCGACGGCAACCUCCGCGCGGACACCUCGUUGGCCGGAUUCGACGGGUUGAAGAUCCAGCGCGCCGAUCAGAGCUUCCUCUUCCUCGGGGACGGCGGCGCCGCCGCCGUCCCCCCUGGCUCCCUCCUCGUCCUCAAUCGCGAUGAGAGGAAAAUACACGACGCGUUCGAAUCCGCCGGAGCUCCUCUCUCCGAAUCGGACAUCGCCGGGUUCUGCUCCCAGACGAGCGUGUACCGGCCGGGGAUGGACGUGACGAAAGCCGAAUUGGUCGGCCGGACGAACUGGCGGAGGCAGGAGAAGAGCGAAUCGAUCGGCGAGUGGAGAGCCAGAGUCUACGAGCUUCACAACGUCUCAUUCAGCUUCCGAUCGAGGAAAUUCGUCAAUUCGGACACCGAAUUGGCCGGCUGCGAACAGGUCUUGCCCUUGGAGCUCGACGAAGACGACGACGGUUUCUUCGUCGCCGAGCUCCCGAAUUUCCCGGCGGAUAACAAGGACCAGAGGCGGCACAGCAGCUUCGUUAGAGAGGAAAAGUACAGCGGCAGCAGGCACAGCAGUUUCACGCGGGACGAAAGGGAAUUGGUCAUGGUCGGGAGAAAAUCUGUUGACAUAAUCCCGUCAACAUCUUCGGCGUAUUCCGCGGCGAGGAAUCGGGUGGCGGCUGCGGCGGCUGCGCCGCCGACACCAACGCCGCAGACGAAGGAGAAAGAGUACGUGAAGAGCUUGCGGCCGUCUGUUUGGCUGACGGAGCAGUUCCCGUUGAAGACGGAGGAGCUGCUUCCGUUGCUCGACAUUUUGGCUAACAAGGUGAAGGCGGUACGGCGGAUGAGGGAAUUGCUGACGGCCAAAUUUCCGGCGGGGACCUUCCCGGUGAAGGUGGCGAUUCCGGUGGUUCCGACGGUGAAAGUGGUGAUCACGUUCACAAAGUUCGUCGAGCUGCCUCCGGUGGACAGAUUCUACACGCCAUUGUCGAGUCCGAACGUGUUGGGGGAUGGCGACGAGAAGAAACAAGAGGAGUCUCAGUACUCCAGCGCAGCAUCGAGGUGGUCCUCGUCGACGUGGCUGCGACGAAACAGUGACGUCCAGUCUAGCAAUAGCAAGCAGCACCAGCAGCAGGCUAAGUCGUCGAGUGCUCCUCAGGCUGCGAUCGAUCCAUUCAGCAUACCGAGCGGGUACACAUGGACGAGCUCGGUUGUAGGUGGAGGUGAUGGUGAUGGCGACGGUAUGACUACUGCUGCUGCUAGAAUGAAGAAAUCCAAGUCGUCUGUUAGGAGAUCGAACAAGUAAUUAUUGUUAAGGAAGAUUGGCUAUAGAUUAUUGUUAGUGAGUUAGAGGAGUGAUCAAGUUCUUCAUUUCUUCUUUGGCUUGAAAGUAAAGAGGUAUAUUCAUUUUUAUGCAACCUUAGUGCAGAUAGCGUUUACCAUCGUCGUAAGUAGAGCAUUAAAAUUUCUGGGUUUUUACCAAGUUGGUUAUCGUCGUGUUGAGCAGCAUCAUAAUACAGCAAUCUGCCAUAUUAGGUUUUAACUUAUGAACCCUAUUUUUGAAUAUAUAGUUCGGCUAGGC
Messenger RNA from Linum trigynum, 3867 nucleotides. The record is from the annotation of a GenBank genome assembly. NCBI's taxonomy places the organism in Eukaryota, Viridiplantae, Streptophyta, Magnoliopsida, Malpighiales, Linaceae.